AUGCCCGUCUUGUUCCUUCAUCCUCCCUCGCCGCCUCCCUUCCCUUCAGUCCUCGCGGAAGCCGCCGGCAAGACCCGGUCGCAGGCGACAACAGGCGAGGCGAGGGGCAAGGGUGCUAGGGCCAAGGCAGGGGAGGCGAGGGACAAGGCUGUUCCAACCAACAAGCGGGCGGGACAGCUCCGGCUGAAGCGCGGUACUGCAGCUGGUGGUGGUGGUGGUGGUGGUGGUGGUGGGAUGCACAAGGUUGGUGGCGGUGCUGGUGGCUGGCGUGGCGGGCGAGGAGGCAGCGUGAUUGGUGUGGUGGGCGCGCGGAUGAGUGGCGAGCAGAUGGUGGGGUCAGCAGGCAUGGCCAAUGCCACGGGCCGCCUGGAGCUGAAGCUUGUCAAGACGGCCACUGACAUGGACGUGCACUACUCGCUCUCCCUCGCGCACCUCUCCUCGCCCUCCCCUCCCACCGCCGCCUCCAUCCACGCAGGCCGCGCCGCCUCCGCCUCUGCCCUGCUGCUGCUCGCCUUCCCCGCCUCCGCCUGGACCAACACCACCCGCCCCUUCCAUCGCGCCUCCAACGCCACCGCUGCUGCCCCCCCUGCGGCUGCGCGCUUCAGCUACGGCGCCAGGGGCGUGUGGGGCAACGCGUCGUCCCUCUCCGCCGCUGCGGGCGGCUCUGUGGCUGCGGCUGUGAGCACCAUUCUCGCUGCCCCCGCCUCCUUCCACGCUCUCAUCGCCACCUCCGCGUUCCCCCAGGGGGCUGUGCGCGGCCAGAUGGCCAACAUGACCCGCGGAGGGAAGUAG
This is a messenger RNA of Closterium sp. NIES-65, 792 nucleotides long. The record is from the annotation of a GenBank genome assembly. Lineage: Eukaryota; Viridiplantae; Streptophyta; Zygnematophyceae; Desmidiales; Closteriaceae.